Nilaparvata lugens (brown planthopper) is the source of this 985-nucleotide messenger RNA. It is a transcript of the gene ATPsynD, whose product is annotated as ATP synthase subunit d, mitochondrial. The coding region runs from base 319 to 819 and encodes 166 amino acids. Gene Ontology annotation, biological process: proton motive force-driven ATP synthesis. Gene Ontology annotation, molecular function: proton transmembrane transporter activity. The transcript is spliced from 3 exons. NCBI's taxonomy places the organism in Eukaryota, Metazoa, Arthropoda, Insecta, Hemiptera, Delphacidae. The record is from RefSeq and is a predicted model, not a curated record.
AUGCGUGACAGCGCUACCAUAACAUAACAACAGCUGAGCUGAUGGUUCUUGGAAUGCAUAACCAAUUUGAGAAAUGGAUGAGUGAGACAAAAUUAUAGAAGAUUGAAUAAUUUGAUCAAUAAUAUUCGAAUGAAUGCACGAAAAAAAUGAAUUGGAAUAAAUAUAUCGUUUCCCGUGGGGAAUGGUAAAAGCUUGCUACAUGAUCAUGUGGGCAGUGUCUGUUCCACUUUUCACCUUGAGUUGAGGUUACCUCGUCUGCUCAAAAACCAAUUUUGUCCUAGAAUCAAUUUCAGAAAUUUUCAAUCAAAAAACUAGAAAAUGGCAGCAAAAAGGAUUUCUUCUAGCACCUUCAACUGGGCAAAACUUGCCGAAAGGAUUCCUGAACACCAGAAGAGCACAUACACGGCAUUUAAAGUGAAAUCCGACAACUACCUCAGAAGGAUGAUGGCCAACCCAGCUCAGCCACCCCAGAUCGACUGGCAGUUCUAUGCCAACACAGUCCCCAUUCCAGGCCUGGUCGAUUCUUUCCGUGCCCAAUACGAAAAACUGUCGAUCCCAAUGCCAAGCAUUGAUGCUCCCCUGUCUGAGCUUAGCCAGAUGGAGAAGCAAGCCGAAUCGGACAUCGCGAAAUUCAAGCAGGAGUCAGACAGUCGCAUCUCGGGCUUCAAGGAGGAGAUUCAAACCAUCGAGAGCAUGAUUCCUGUUCGCCUCAUGACCAUGGAGGACUACUAUAUUGCUAACCCCGAAUUCGCCCAGAAAAUGAAGAACCCCACCGUGCUAGAUGACGGCAGCGAGAACAAGCCAAAGAGCGACCAUUAAAUUCUAACACAAAAAUAUUAUGUAGGUCACUAAAAUGGUUAUAUGAUUGUAAUUCAUGAUGUAUUCUCAAUGAUUCAGCGUUUAAAAUAUUUCAAUUCAUGAAAUAGUCCACUAUCAAUGUUCAUUGUUGUUGCAGAUAUGUAUUCAAUAAAGUAGUCAUAAAUAA